GGUUGAUAAGAUGGUGGAGCUUGAGGUUUGUGAUUAACAAAUUUCUUUGUUACCUUAAAACUAACACUUCAGUCGACAUAUUUGGAAGAAUUUCAAAAUGGGUUCUGCAGACUCUGAUUCAGAAAAUUGUACUGAGAUGCUGAAAGACAAGAGAAAGGAUGUGAAUGAAGAUAUUUCUAAGAAGAAGAAGAAAAAGAAGCAUAAACAUCAUCAUCAUCAUCACCAUCAUCAUAAACAUAAAAAGCACUCUACAACAGACAAACAUGAAAGGAAAGAGCACAAGAAAAGAAAACACAGAAAAGGGAAUGAAAAUGGAGAUGUUUCCCGUGCGAAUGACGGCAAGAAACUUGACAAACCAAAAGAAAAUAUAUCAGUAAAAAUUUCGGCUGGAAGCUCAAAAAGGCAAGUAACGGAGGAAGUUAAAGUAAAAAGCAAUGAGAAGCACGUAAGCAACUCUAGGGAUACCCACAGUUCCGUUGUUUUAAAUGGAAGUGGGGCGGUCGUAGGAAGCGAGAAUCAUAAAGAGGUCCAGAAGUCGCUUACGAAAAUUGAACCUGAACAGAAGAACCACGAACCAGCGGAAGCUACAAAGUUCCCUGUUGAAGAAUCCUCUGAAUCCGAAGUUGAUGUUAAAGCCAAGGAAAGUGAUUCAGAUGUUGAUGUAGCUGUCAUUGAAGAUGACAUCGAUCUUGAAGAUCUCAUGCGUCAGAAGGCACUUCUCCAAGCAAGACUAGGUGCUUAUAUGUCAGAAGAGGAUGAUGAAGACGAUGACAGCGCUAGUGGUAAAGUUAACAAAGCAGACACCAAGCCUGUUCCUGAAAUCAUUAAUUUGGUAGAUGAUGAUUCAGAAAUGGGUCAAGAAGCUCCUAGGAGAAAGCACGAAAAGAGGAAAAGAAAAUAUAGUCGGAGUAGAAGUAGAGAUCGAGGGGAUGCGAGGGUUGAAGCAGAAACUAAUGAUGAAGGAAGAAAAGGAACUAAAGAAGAGCGAGACAAGGAUAGAGAUCGAGACAGGAAGCGGGGCCCGUCAGAAGUGUCACGAGAUGCAAAGAAACCAAGGGAAUCUGAACGAGAUCGAGACCAUGUUCACCAUAACCGAGAAGAGAGAUUUGGACAUCGAUUACAAAAUGAUCGAAGUAGUCGCCGAGAAUUGCCUAGUGAGUCCAAGAGAAGGGACGAUGCCCAGAGGAAGCAUGGUGAAACUCGGGAUUCUCAGAGAAGAAGAUCUAGCCACAGCAGGACCCCUAUUGGAACUUAUGCUUCACGUCCAUAUAGCAGAAGUCGAGAUGUGAACAGCCAGCGGCGAGAAAGCAGGUCUAAGGAUGCUGAACGGGAGAGAGAGAAGGAAAGGGAACGAGAAAGAGAGAGAAUCAGAAGGUGGCCAUCUGGAAGAUCACGUUCACCUCGAAGUAGAGACAAGGAGAGAGACAGAGAUCGUGACAGAGAUACAGAUCGUGAUAGACAGCAGCGCUCUCGUCAUGGCAGGUCUCAGAAUAAGGGAAGGGCUGGAGAGAAGAGUGAUAUAUUUAAGGACAGUCUGUCUGAAGGUUUGAAAGCUAAGUCUUCGUCCGAGUCCGAAGAAGAAAUUGGAGACAUUAACAUUGAGGAAGAUGAGGAUGAAGAACAAAUUAUUCAGAAGAGACGAAAACAACGAGAAGAACUCCUUAGGAGAUUGGGAGCUAUAAGUGAGGACUCCAACAUGUCUGCCGUGAAUCUGUCAGAACGAAGUAGCCCUUCAGAACGGCCUACUGUGGUAUCGGAAGAUAACAGUGUAAAUGAUCAUUCAUUAGAAUCAAAUGAAACCAGUCAGCCUAAAGAAAUGGAAAAGGAAAGUGCAGAAAAAAGGAAAUCGAGGUUCAGUUCUCAUGAUGCAGCAGAAGAAGGGAAAGAGAAGCCAAAUAAACAAGAGAAGCGUGAACGCAAGGAUGGAAAGAAGAAUGAGUGGGAUAUGUUCGCAGAAGCAGACACUAUGGAGCAGUACAAUAGCCCAAGCACAGUGGACAAACUUCAUGGUGGUCCCGAAAACCCCAGUCUCACAGACAACUGGGACGACGCUGAGGGCUAUUACCGCGUUCGUAUCGGAGAAGUGAUGGAUGGACGUUAUGUGGUAUAUGGUUACACUGGUCAGGGAGUGUUUUCCAAUGUGAUCAGAGCCAGAGAUGGGGCAAGAGGUAACCAGGACGUGGCAGUUAAGAUCAUACGGAACAAUGAAAUCAUGCACAAAACAGGGUUGAAAGAGUUAGAGGUGUUGCGACGUCUCAAUGAUGCUGAUCCGGAUGAUAGAUUUCAUUGCCUCAGGCUGUUUAGACAUUUCUUUCAUAAGAACCACUUGUGUAUGGUAUUUGAGCCCCUGAGUAUGAAUUUACGUGAGGUUUUGAAGAAAUAUGGGAAAGAUGUUGGACUGCAUGUGAAAGCAGUGAGGUCAUACAGUCAGCAGCUGUUUCUGGCUUUGAAAUUAUUAAAGAAGGCUAAUAUUCUUCAUGCUGACAUCAAGCCCGAUAACAUUUUGGUCAGUGAGAGUAAACUUGUUCUCAAACUUUGUGAUUUUGGUUCUGCAUCACAUGUGGCUGAAAAUGAGAUCACCCCAUAUUUAGUGAGUCGUUUCUACAGAGCCCCAGAAAUAAUUUUAGGCAUUCCAUAUGAUUUUGGUAUUGACAUGUGGUCAGCGGGUUGCACCAUUUAUGAAUUGUAUACUGGGAAAAUAAUGUUUUCUGGAAAAACCAAUAAUCAGAUGUUGAAAUUUUUCAUGGACUUAAAAGGGAAGAUGCCAAACAAAAUUAUAAGGAAAGGAUCUUUCAAGGAACAACAUUUUGACAGCAACUGCAAUUUCUUAUAUCAUGAAGUCGAUAAAGUAACUGAAAGAGAGAAAGUAGUAGUAAUGUCAACGUUGAACCCAUCCCGAGAUCUGCUGUCCGAGCUGAUCGGUAACCAGAACCUUCCAGAAGAUCAAGCCAGGAAAGUUAAUCAGCUCAAGGACCUCCUGGAGAGAAUCCUGAUGUUGGACUCGUCAAAACGCAUUGCAAUCAACCAGGCCCUGACACAUCCAUUUAUCCAGGAGAAGAUAUGAUGAGCCGCUGACUUUUGAGAACAAGGGGUUAAAGUUAUUGAGAGAGAGUACAGACGGAGCAGCUAUGCCCAUGUCUUCUCAUGGCUGAGUGUGCUGUUACGUCAGCCCAGAUGUUGCAAUUGCUGUUUAAAGGUAUUGCUGAUACAGACUGGAAGGGUACUGCAUAGCUUUUGAAUUUGUCCCUUAGCUCUAUGAAAAGUAAUUAUGUCUGUGAUUUCUGUGGUUAUGUAUCACAAGGUGGAAAAGACAGCAAUGCUUUAUAAUGUUUUGUAUUCUUCGAGAAUCCUGCAUGUAAUCUUGCAAUAUAUAAUUUAUAUUUCCAGGCUGUACAGGUCAUCUGGCAGAUUUCUAAUGUGUUUAGUAAAGAUAAGGCAUGUGUCGAUGGUACUGUGGAGAACUGGUAUAUUUGUAAAGAUAGACAUGAAUAACAAAAAAAUUUGAAGUUAAUAUCACAUUAUGAACUUUUGGGAUGUUUGAGAAAAGUACUGGAAGACACUACAGUGAUUUUGAAUAAUUAAAGUAACAGGUGUAUCCUAGUUCAUUUGUGUCUUUCUGUGAAAACUAUUCAUUAGAAAUUUUGAGAACUGUUCACUCUCUUAUUUCAAGCAUUAUAUAUUUGCCCCAGGCAAGCAAAAUACAUUUCUGUCAAAGGAAGUAAAUAUUGCACAUUUAAAAGUGAAAACUGAAUUGCCCAUCUUAUGUGGAGAAUGGUUUUGUUUACACAUUAUUUUACUUCGUUUUCUCCUGGUUUCCAUACCUGCUUAUGUCUGCAGCAGCUAAUUUAACUGAAAGCCCAGAGGUUUAUAUUAUGGAAUUUUACAUUCUCUUAAUUGUAUGUCUGUGCUUUUUUUUUUCUGCGAGACCACCAAUACAAAGGAAAUAUUCCUGUCUUUUUGCUCAUGACAUGCCAAAAUAUUUCCAUUUAAAAACAGACACUUUGCCGUUGUUGUAGUGCACUUGCGUUUUAGAUAAAAUUGUAGUCAUAUACUUAAGACUGGGUGAACAUUAGGAUUUGUAGUGUUCAUGCUUGUGUGCAAGGGUACGGCCUAAUUUGCACUUUCUUUUCUAGCAAAACGGGCUCUUCCUAAUGGAGAUGCUUUGAAAAUCAAUUUGGACUAUUUGGCAACAGUGGAAUAGCAUUUUCAAGGUAUACUUCUGUCAGCAUCUUUUAUUUUCAUUUUCAAUUUAUUUUCUUUCCCCUCUUAUUUUAUUGGCAUUUUUUUUACAUAAGUCAGGUAAGUGUGAAGGAAACAGGUAAGGUUGGUGACUUACUGUUUCAUAUUCAUGCCAGGGUCAUAAAUGACCACAGAUUUUUUUAUGUGAGUUUUCAGGUUAUUACAGCAGUAAGUGUUCAUAUUUGGUCUUCUGGGUUAUGACCAGUCUGUAUCUCCUUUUUCUCUCCCUUUGCUCUGAGUAACCCCUCUCCACUUUCCCCUUUUUUGCCACUUGUCUGUAUAGCAUAAAGAUAUCGUAAGAACAUUCAGUUAAGAUGGAGACAGCCAUGUUCUUCAAGUACUUUAUGGUGUUAAACCCAGAACACCAAAAUGUGGAGCAUUGAUUUUGAUUGACAAUGAGAAGUCUUAAGGUGUUCAUUAGUAUCAUGUUUGCAAUAAUUAUUCUAAUGAAUCUAGUGUGUGCCCUGUACGCAUGAUGUGUGCUGUGAUGGGAAGUAGAAAAUAUUUCUGUAGUGCUAUUUUCUUCCAGCUGUACUCUAGAAAGCUGCUCCAUAGCAAGUGUUCCAGGCUUGUGUAGCAGCAUUUCAUGUUUCUAGUGGACAUGUUUGAGAAUCAGCAUAUGGUCUUCUGAGAUGUGAUGCCAUGGAGACAGGUACCAGGGUUCUUCCAAAACGUUAGUACCUGUCUAACUACUUAAUGUUACAUCUAAGAAGACCAUAAUCUUGAUACUUCCCCCUGUGAGAACUUCAGACCUUAGGUGUGAGAAUAGUGGUACCAUAUAUUGGAACUGACUUCAGCACUUGGUUCAUUCUCCACUGAUAAAUGAAGGUAGAUAUCCUGAUAGUGAACCUGCCCUAUUUCCUCCAGAGAACAGUUUUAUAUGAUAUCUGAUUGACAUGACAAUUCUUCUUCUAUGGCACAACAGCCCGAUGUCGGGCCUUGACCUCCCUUACCAAGCCCCUCCAUUCCUCUCUGCCUUGCGCUGCUCUCUUCCUUUUCCUUACACCCAUUCACUUCUUCGCAUCUUCCGCUGCACCAGUCCAUCUAGUUCUUGGUUUCACAGCACGUCUCCUGCUGCCUGUUGUACUAUAUAAUGUUUUCUUUGGGAUACACUCCUCAUCCAUUCUCUGUACAUGCCCAGCCCAUUGCAAUCUUUUAAGCUUUAUCGUCACUGAGAUCUCUGGCUCCUUAUA
Molecule: messenger RNA, 5432 nt
Organism: Cryptotermes secundus
Lineage: Eukaryota; Metazoa; Arthropoda; Insecta; Blattodea; Kalotermitidae
Gene: Prp4k
Product: serine/threonine-protein kinase PRP4 homolog
Exons: 16
Coding region: 98-3064 (988 amino acids)
Biological process (GO): mRNA cis splicing, via spliceosome; peptidyl-threonine phosphorylation; peptidyl-serine phosphorylation
Molecular function (GO): protein serine/threonine kinase activity; ATP binding
Source: RefSeq, a predicted model, not a curated record